UGCUAUGCUAAAUAAAAAUGCAAUUACAUGUAUGAUUUAAUGUUGCAAUUAUUAACACUGAAUUUGCAUAAACAUAAACAUAUUUGGUACAUAAUAACUUGCAAAACGUACUUAUUAAGUGUUUAUUGAAAUACAUGUUAUGUCUCUUUCAUAUAUAAUUAAAUCUUAUUGUGUAUUUUAAAGGAAGGAAAUGAGUAAUACCCCUCUCAUACCCACUUGAAGUGCACAGUUUAAAGUGUAUACAUUUUACUUGUCUCUGUUUAUCAACGUUUAAUCAUAUUAUUCGCUUGUAUACGGAACAUCGGAUGUCUCAAACAGUUAAUUUGAUUUGAGAUCUUGUAUAUAAGGAAUAAAAAGUUUAAAAAAUGAGCGUCCAAGGACGAAAGAAAAAUAGUGAUGAUAAUGUUGUGCCAAUCUGUUGUAAAUGUGAAGCUACAAAGAGGCGUGAAAGCGUAUUUGGAUAUUGCAAAAACUGUCAAAUUCACCUAUGUUAUAAAUGUUAUCAAUGCCAUAAAACGGAUAAAAGUUCAGUCUAUCAUGACAUGGAAAAGACGACUCCUAUUCCAGCUAAGGACCCUUUACCAAAAUGUCCACAGCAUGAAGAUGAAGAAUUAAAAUAUCACUGUCGCAGACAUGAUGAAAUAGGAUGUAUUGCAUGCAUGUUGUCACAUAAGAGUUGCGAAACGGAUUAUAUCCCUGAUAUAUCGGUACAGUACGCUUCAUUAGACGAGUAUAUAGACUUACAGGUCAGUAUGCAGAGUCUCAAUGAAAGGUUGUCUCAAAAUUUGAAAAAAGUUAAAGAAAACUUAUUGCUCAGUGAAACAGCAUUUCAGAUUACUACUGAUGCAAUUAAAGCAAGAAAAAUAGAACUCAUCGAGUACAUAAACGAACAAGAACAGAAAGUUCGCAACGAAGCUGAGGCGUACAUAAAAGAAAGUAAAGAUAAAAUGGCGAAAGUUCAAUCGGACUUGAAUCAGCUUGAAACAGAAAUGCUAAACACAAAUAAGGUGUUAAGCAAUUUAAAAAAGGAGAAAAGGCACAAUCUUUUAUUCAUUGAAGCUAAACAUGCUGCUAAAGUAACGGUCAAACAUUUUGAAAGGAUGUAUGAAAUUUCUGCGAGAAAUCUUGUUAACGACAUGUCAUAUCUCCCAACUACAAAACAUAUCAAAGAUGACACCAUCUUUGGCAAAGUAGUUAUUGAAAAUCUGAAACAAAGACAAUAUAGCUCACCAGAAUUAUUGGACAAUAGAGAAUCAACUCAGGUUAAUAUCAAGUCCGAAAGUGACAAGAAGGUGUGCUAUGCAACUGGACUAGCAUUUCUAUCGGCUGAUCAUCUCGCUAUAGCAGACAAAGCCAAUAAAAAUGUGAAAAUUGUGGAUGUAUCUCACGACAAGAUUGUUUCUCACAUUGAGUUAACAUCGUCUCCCCGAGAUAUAACGGUAAUACCACCGGACCAGCUUGCCGUGACACUUAGAGAUGAAGAACGUAUUCAGCUGUUGACAACGUUGAAAGGGUUGACAAAAACAGAACAAAUACAAACAAAUGGAAAUUGCCGAGGAAUAAAACAUGAUGACGGGAAACUUAUUGUGGCCUUUGACAGUAUGGUGCGACCAAAAAUAGAAAUCUUAAGACUUAACGGAGAUGUACUGUGUACUUUCCAACUGAAUGAGUCUGGGUCUAUGAUAUUCAGUGAACCAAAAUGUAUAGGUUUGAGUCCAGAUAGCAGUCGAAUGUAUGUUUCAGAUUUAAGUAAAAUGUGUAUCUUUAACUUGUCAAGAUUGGGAAAUGUAAAUGGCACCUUCGGUCGGCAUAGGUACAUGGGCCUUGCUGUUAGCGCAGGCGGCUCUGUAUACGCAUGCUCAAAGUCAAGUAACUCUGUAUACCAGAUGCAAGACGAUCUGUCAAACGAUGAAGCAGUGUUGACGAUCAUUGACGGUAUUAAAGCACCAAUAGCUCUUGCUAUUUCUAAUACAAGGAACGUGCUAUAUGUGAGUUGUGGGAGCAAUGAUGCUGAUGUCUCUAACAAAUUACACGUGUUUAAGAUUAAACAUAAAAAUGAGAACACCUCAAUAGAUAUUAGUUCAGAAAUAGCAUAAUGAUAUGUUUUGGAGUCCAAGCACUGGUGUCAAUAAUAAAACUUCCCACACAAAAACAGAUAUAUGCAAGCGUCCGGCAAUAUACUUGUACAUUCAAAUAUCUCUUUAUCUGUAUAAAGAUAUACUACACAUCACGGUCAAGUAUACUUUGUUCGUUUUUGACCCAUUUGUGUUUGCCUAUUCAUUCGGUUAAACCCCCGCAGACAUGUAUUUACACAAUUUUAGCAUAUAUUUCAUGUCUGAAGUACACAUAUUUUGAGUUUUAUUGUCCUAUCAUACAUUUGGCUAUACAGAGAAUAAUAAAAUAUUGCAAUGGAUGAUUUGAUCAGUUAAAGGUUUUGUGUUCUGCUUUUAUGGCGAAACCUGAUAAUUUUUAUAUAACAUUGUUGUUUUCUUUAUCGUAUUGAUGUUUUAAAAUGAUAAUAAAAACAGAGAUAUUGUUUAAAAUAUGUUUUAAUAAAUUAGGAAUCGAACGUACUACCUCUGUAAUCCGCCCACUGAGCUACCUGUGUUUCGGAAUUACUGUUGCUUAACGAUAAGAUAUUUUUAUCAACAGUUUGGGCUGUUACUUGAAAUUAAUUAUAGCUGUCAUAUGUUGCUGUACAGAUCUUAAUAUCCGUCCCCAAGGGACUCGCCAAUCGGCAGGUUCCCGAAGGACGGAUAUUCCGAUCAGAUUGGAAAUUUAUAUCCUUACACCCUUAACUAUUUUCGUACAGUAGCAUAUGAAAUAACUUCAUUCACAACGGCGAAAUAACGUCAUCCAAAGCAUGCCAUUGUAUAGCACGCAACUCAUCUGGCACCCCUAUGAUAGAUGAAAUAUCCGGCAUGGGUAAAAUUAACGCAAACACCAGUCUGAUAUGCAAGAAAUACUCUGUCAGUUUAUGUUUAUAAAUGAAAGUCUGGGUUUCUAUGUAGUGAUAUAAAGCCCAUAGUAUUCAGAGUAUAUCACUCAUAGUGUUGUUAACAUAGCUUUGCCGAUUUUUUUGUCCUACGUAUUAAGUUAUGAUUCCCUAUAUAUGUAUUGUGUAUCUUGUUCUUUCAAAGCAUAUUUCUCGAUUCAAUGACAAUUACUGCACUAAAGUAAUCUUUUUCCUCCGCAAUGAUGACAUUAUUCCGCUGUUAAACUCAUUUUUAAGUAACAACUGCGCUGAUAAACUUUUUGGGAAACCUUUAACUCUUGACAGACAUUUGCUCAAUCGUAUUUUAAGUACCAUAAAAAGAGAAUUUCAAGAAAAUUUAUGAGUUGACAAAUUUGAUUUCAUCUGUUCUUGAACGACACUUGAUAUAUUGUCCUUGCGACAGUGAACACUUUCAGGGCUUACUUACUUUAAGUAAUUAGACAAUAAUCCCAUUUAGUCUUUCGAUUGUUAUUUUAUUUCCAAUGUCAAGUUGUUUUCCAAGUAUUUCUCUUUAAUCAUAUACAUGUAUAUAGUAACAUGUAGGGGCUGAUAUACAUUAUAUAAAUCAGAAUAAACACUUGAAUGUUAAUAAAAUAAGGAAGAUAUUACAUUACGUUGGUAUCAUUGUUAACUUAACGGACAUAAAAUAAUAAGAGUAUAUAAUUAAGAGACAAUUGUUCUGUUAAGUUAAUGUAAGUAAGACACUUGAAGUUGUUGAAAUACAUUCCUGCUUUAUAUUAAAUUCAAU
Molecule: messenger RNA, 3743 nt
Organism: Ruditapes philippinarum (Manila clam)
Lineage: Eukaryota; Metazoa; Mollusca; Bivalvia; Venerida; Veneridae
Exons: 1
Coding region: 366-2096 (576 amino acids)
Molecular function (GO): zinc ion binding
Source: RefSeq, a predicted model, not a curated record